AUGCAACUACCCUUCUAUGAACUGACGCCAGUGUCUGCAGUAGGGUCAGUAACUUGUUGUCCACCUCACUGCAAGGGCCAGGUAUGCUCAAAUUCACGUUCGUUAAUACGCAAGCUUGUUACAGAUCUGAGUUUGUUCGUCGAUAGACUCAAAGAUCUAACGCGAACAGAGCAACGAGGCUCGUACAGGCCGCCCGAGUCUAGCCAUCCUAAGUUUGAGGAGUCACUGCAAUGGGCUCUAGAUCUCGUGCAUGAGAGUAAUCUCCGACUGCAGGAGCACGUAGAGCAAAGAUCGUCGCGCAGCCCAAGAUCACAAACUCCACCCGACGACUCGCCAAAUAUGCGAAGAUCCCAGCACUACCUUGAGGAACGCGAAGAGCAAUCUCCACCGACAAGGCAUCACCCACUUCACCAAGAUUAUGGCCAAUUCCUGCGCUCUAAUGCCCCGUCGGAGGAUCUCAGAAGGAAUCCGUAUGGCAUGGUGGCCACAAUUGUCGGAAACUCACCACACCAGACCACAAUGCCUUCUGGGAACGUCUAUAUACCUCCACAGUCACCUCCAAUACAAGCUCCGCAGUCUAUACAUUCGAAGCUACUGCCUUCGCCAUCCUCACUGAACUUUUCAAGCUCCCAAAGCUUGCCUUCGAUGACUCCACCUAUCACGACUGCCCAUCCUUCCGCACACAGUACUCUGUUACAGGACCUGCAACACCAAGUCACCGUCAAGACAUUGGAAUUCCGAACCCUCCAGCGCGAAUACGACAAUCUGCUGCAGAAGCUAGAGCGCCAGAAAACCAAGUGCGCGACGCUCGAAAAGAAGUUUGAAGUAACCGAUGUGGAAAUCAACACCCUGACAGACGAGAAGGAAAAGCUCCAAGCCCAAGUCGCAACCAUGGAGGGCCAGGUAGAGGAGCUACAGCAGAGCCGCGACGAAGCCCGACGGCAGCUGAUUGCCAACGGAGCCCAAUACAUGCGCAUCAUGGAAAUGGCCAACAGACUGCAAACACAGAGCGCAGAAGACAAGAAGAAAUGGGAAGCCGAGAAGACGGAGCUCGAGCAACGCAUCCGUGUGCUAGAAGAAGCCAUGGUGACAGGUGCCGAACACCGCACUCCCACACCAGCAGCACCAGGUACAGAUACGCCUGCAGCCUCUUCCUCGCAAACCGAAACCAUCAACGUCCUCCGCGCAGAAGUCGGCCGUCUGCGCUCCCGCACUCAAACCCUCGAAAGCGCCGUCCAGACGAUGCGUCGCGAAAGCAUUUCAAUCCAGACCGCUGCACGUCAACUUGUCGAUUCUAGCGACAAGAUUGAGGAAGUGGCACUGCGGACAUCAUAA
This is a messenger RNA of Exserohilum turcica Et28A, 1335 nucleotides long. RefSeq lists its product as uncharacterized. Bases 1 to 1335 code for a protein of 444 amino acids. NCBI's taxonomy places the organism in Eukaryota, Fungi, Ascomycota, Dothideomycetes, Pleosporales, Pleosporaceae. The transcript is spliced from 2 exons. The record is from RefSeq and is a predicted model, not a curated record.